Orcinus orca (killer whale) is the source of this 1289-nucleotide messenger RNA. RefSeq names its product zinc finger protein 30-like. The transcript has a single exon. The record is from RefSeq and is a predicted model, not a curated record. The coding region runs from base 232 to 822 and encodes 196 amino acids. Gene Ontology annotation, molecular function: proton-transporting ATP synthase activity, rotational mechanism. Gene Ontology annotation, biological process: regulation of DNA-templated transcription; proton motive force-driven mitochondrial ATP synthesis. NCBI's taxonomy places the organism in Eukaryota, Metazoa, Chordata, Mammalia, Artiodactyla, Delphinidae.
AGCAUAGGUUGCUGCGAAAUGACUGUGCAGAGGUAGCCCCAAGCUGGCAAGGGAUGGUCUGGGUUUUCUGGACUCUGUUUUUCUGGUAAAGGAACCCUGAGGACUGAUCAGCUCUUGCAGGUCUAAAAUCAUGGCCCAUGGACCAAUAACAUUCAAGUAUGUGGCCAUAGCGUUCUUUCAGCAUGAGUGGGAAUUCUCGACCUUGUUCAGAAGAAGUUGUACUGCAAUGUGAUGAUGGAGAACUAUAGUAACUUGGUCUCACUGGGCCAUUCCAUUUCUAAGCCAGACAUAAUUGUGUUAUUGGAGCAAGGAAAAGAACCCUGGAUGGUUGUGAGGGAAGAAACAAGAAACUGGAGUACAGGUUUGGAUUCAAGUUAUAAAAUAAUCAGUGAUAGAAAAACGUUUAUACCUGGAAAACAUUCAUCUCUUCUUCUGCAUCAGAGAAUUCAUAGUGGUGAGAAACCCUAUGAAGAUGAAGAAAGUCGGAAGGCCUUUAGUGAUGCCUCAGACUUUGUUCAACAUGGAAAAGUUGAUAUUGGGGCAGACAGCCAGGACUCCAAGAUGGAAUCAGUUGUACCACUGAAGAAGAAGCUCCUGAAUGUCAAACUAAGGGAGCUGGCAAGCUGGAUACUAAUGCGGGAUUUCAUCCUUAAAGGAACUGCUGGAGCGUUUCAAAGAGGUUAUUACUGGUAUUACAAGUAUUUCAACAUGAAGAAAGGGAGCAUUGUAGGGCUUUCUAUGUUGCUGGCAGCUUAUGUGCUUUUCAGCUACUGCAGUUCUUACGAGGAACUUAAACAUGAGCAGCCAAGUGAGUACCUCUGAAGAGGGCACACUCUGCAUUCCUGACUAUGACUUUUGCCCGGCACCCCUGAAUCCUUUCAUAUCCUGAUGCAGAAUUAACACCCAAGAAAAGAUGACUGGUUAAAAAAAAAAAAAAAAAAGGUCUCUCUUAGCAACUUUCAAGUAUGUAAUACAGUAUUAUUAACUAUACUCACCAUGCUGUACAUUACACACCCGUGACUUAUUUAUUUUAUAAUUGGAAAUUUGUAGCUUUUGACCACCUUCACCCAUUUCACCCACUGCCUCUGGCGACCAUCAAUCUGUUCUCUGUAUCUAUGGCUUCAGUUUCAUUUUUUUGUUUUUGAUUUUUUAAAAAAAUUUCACCUAUGAGAUCAUACAGUAUUGGUAUUUGUCUUUCUCUGUCUGACUUCACUUAGUGUGAUGCCCUCAAGAUCCAUCCAUGUUGUCUCAAAUGGCAGGAUUUCCUUCUUUUUACAACUAAUGUUUGA